UCAAUGCGUGCUGUGAUGGCCCUGAUGAACGGUGAUGAGUGGACUGUGGGAAAGAGCUGUUCAGGACAAUCAGCUGUUCACGCUAUAAUCGGGGAGUCUGAGUCCUCUUCAACCAUUGUCCUGACACGUACUACUGGACCUUUCAAAAUACCUGUGAUAAGUCAUUCAGCUACUUGUGAGUGUUUGAGCAAUAGGAAGGAGUAUCCCUCUUUCUUUCGAACCAUUGCCAGUGAUCUCUACCAAAGUCGAGCUCUUGCCCAGAUGGUCAAGCACUUUGGCUGGACCUGGGUCAGGGCAGUCAACAGUGACAGUGACUAUGGCAACAACGGCAUGGCCAUCUUCCUUGCUGCAGCCAAGGAGGAAGGAGUGUGUGUGGAGUAUACAGAGAAAUUUCACCGGGCAGAACCAGAAAAACUCAUGAAAGUUGUAGAAGUGAUCCGAAAGAGCACUGCCCGGGUCAUUGUUGGUUUUCUGGCCCACGUAGAGAUGAACAACCUUCUGGAGAAGUUAAGUCUGCACAACAUCACAGGCCUGCAGUUUAUUGGUGUGGAGGCCUGGAUCACUGCUGACAGCCUCGUGACUCCCACCAGCUUUAGUGUGCUAGGAGGUUCACUGGGUUUUGCUGUGCAAAAGGCCAACAUCAGUGGCCUGGAUGAUUUCUUAAUCAAAGAUUUCUGGGGGACAGAGUUUAAGUGUAAGGAGACAAACGGUGACACCAAUGCAGAAACAGCAACAUGCAAAGAAAACCAGGAUCUAAUUGAGUUUAAAGACAAUGAUGAUGAUGUUGCAGAGCUGCGAUACUUCAGUAACAUUUACAAAGCUAUCUAUGCUGUGGCCCAUUCACUGCACAGCCUUUUAAAAUGCUCAGAAAGUCAGGGGUGUGACAGGAUGAUAAAGGUUACUCCUUGGCAGGUAGUGGAGUCUUUGGAGCAGGUCAAUUUUACCAUUAACAACGGAGACCGGGUGUGGUUUGACAGCACUGGAGCAGCUGUGGCUAAGUAUGAGGUGGUGAACUGGCAGCGUGGAUCAGAUGACUCAGUCCAAUUUAAACCUGUCGGCUAUUAUGAUGCCUCCCUACCUCCUGGAAAGAAGUUUGUCCUCAAGACUGAAGCCAUAAUGUGGCCUGGGGGAAGAUUAAAGUUGCCUGUGUCAGUGUGCAGUGAAAGAUGUCGUCCAGGAACUCAUAAAGUCCUUCAGAAAGGAAAGCCAGUCUGCUGCUAUGACUGCAUGCCAUGUGCAGAGGGAGAAAUCAGCAACAGCACAG
This is a messenger RNA of Anoplopoma fimbria (sablefish), 1264 nucleotides long. Its product is annotated as extracellular calcium-sensing receptor-like. Lineage: Eukaryota; Metazoa; Chordata; Actinopteri; Perciformes; Anoplopomatidae. The annotation marks the transcript as partial. The transcript is spliced from 4 exons. Gene Ontology annotation, biological process: G protein-coupled receptor signaling pathway. The record is from RefSeq and is a predicted model, not a curated record. Gene Ontology annotation, molecular function: G protein-coupled receptor activity. Gene Ontology annotation, cellular component: membrane.